Molecule: messenger RNA, 1932 nt
Organism: Fragaria vesca subsp. vesca
Lineage: Eukaryota; Viridiplantae; Streptophyta; Magnoliopsida; Rosales; Rosaceae
Product: flavonoid 3'-monooxygenase-like
Exons: 3
Coding region: 223-1761 (512 amino acids)
Molecular function (GO): monooxygenase activity; oxidoreductase activity, acting on paired donors, with incorporation or reduction of molecular oxygen; iron ion binding
Source: RefSeq, a predicted model, not a curated record
AUGAAAUUAAUCGACCAUAAAGUUUUUCUCCACGGGAUACCCGACCUUCAAAUAAGUGCAUCUACCCUUCACUUGUACAGAUGAAUCGACAAACACUCCAACCUAACCCACACGUUGUAACCUACUAACUCAUCCGCACACCUCACUCUCCAAUCCUUCUCUAUUUAUGUAAGAAACCUUCAACACCAUAUCGACUCAUAUUGAACACAAAGACAAACAACCAUGUUUCUCAUAGCAGCGAUCACCCUUCUCGUCGCCGUGGUUCUAUUCCGGCUUCUUUUCUCCGGCAAAUCCCAACGUCGCUCGCUUCCUCUCCCUCCUGGCCCCAAACCAUGGCCUGUCGUCGGGAACUUGCCUCACUUGGGCCCUUUUCCGCACCACUCUCUGGCGGAGUUGGCGCAGAAACACGGGCCCCUCAUGCACCUCCGCCUCGGUUAUGUUGACGUAGUGGUGGCGGCAUCAGCAUCCGUAGCGUCUCAGUUCUUGAAGACUCACGACGCUAACUUCUCCAGCCGGCCACCCAACUCCGGCGCCAAGUACAUGGCCUACAACUACCAGGACCUCGUGUUCAGGCCCUACAGUCCACGGUGGCGCCAGUUCCGGAAGAUCAGCUCCGUCCAUCUUUUCUCCGGCAAGGCCUUGGAUGACCUUAAACACGUCCGGCAGGAGGAGGUAGCUGUGCUAGCGCAUGCCUUAGCAAAUGCAGGGUCAAAGGUAGUGAACCUGGCGCAACUACUCAACUUGUGCACGGUCAACGCCCUAGGGCGAGUGAUGGUAGGGCGGAGGGUUUUCGGCGACGGCAGCGGCAGCGACGAUCCGAAGGCGGACGAGUUCAAGUCAAUGGUGGUGGAGAUGAUGGUGUUGGCAGGAGUGCCCAACAUAGGUGACUUCAUUCCCUGCCUUGAGUGGCUUGACUUGCAAGGUGUGGCGUCCAAGAUGAAGAAGCUCCACAAGAGAUUCGACGACUUCUUGAUGGCCAUUGUCGAGGAUCACAAGAAGAGCACCGGCACGGCGGCGCACGUCGACAUGUUGACCACUCUGCUCUCCCUCCAGGAAGACGCCGACGGCGAAGGUGCCAAGCUCACCGACACCGAGAUCAAGGCUUUGCUUUUGAACAUGUUCACAGCUGGCACUGAUACGUCAUCGAGCACGGUAGAAUGGGCAUUGGCCGAACUUAUUAAGCACCCUCAUAUGUUAGCGCGACUCCGAAAAGAGUUGGACGAUGUUGUUGGACAUGACCGACUCGUGACAGAACCGGACCUACCCAAGCUCACCUACCUCCAGGCCGUUAUCAAGGAGACGUUCCGGCUUCACCCGUCCACUCCUCUCUCAUUGCCUCGUAUGGCGGCCGAGAGUUGUGAAAUCAACGGGUUCCACAUCCCGAAGGGUUCCACAUUGUUAGUCAAUGUAUGGGCCAUAUCGCGUGACCCGGCUGAAUGGGCCGAACCGUUGGAGUUCAGGCCCGAAAGGUUCUUACCGGGCGGCGAAAAGCCUAAUGUUGAUAUUAGAGGAAAUGAUUUUGAAGUCAUACCCUUUGGUGCUGGGAGAAGAAUAUGUGCUGGGAUGAGCUUGGGCCUCCGUAUGGUUAGUUUGAUGACUGCAACAUUGGUCCAUGCGUUUGAUUGGACCUUGGCUGAUGGGACACCUGAGAAGUUAAACAUGGAUGAAGCAUUUGGGCUCACUCUACAACGAGCUGCACCGUUAAUGAUGCACCCGCGCACCCGGCUAGCCCCACAUGCUUAUAAAACUUCAUCAUCUUAAUUGGAGAGCUAAUGUUCUGGUGUGGCCAGUUUGAUACCCCCCGACCCCCGUGUUAUAUGUUUAGGCGGGUUUUUAAAAAAAAUUUGUAUCACAAAUGCCAUAUAAAACCUUCAUAUUACCUAAUAUGUAUGGAUGUUUUUUGAUAUAGGUUGUGAGACUUUCUUUUAUAUU